Molecule: messenger RNA, 2402 nt
Organism: Enhydra lutris kenyoni (northern sea otter)
Lineage: Eukaryota; Metazoa; Chordata; Mammalia; Carnivora; Mustelidae
Product: phospholipid phosphatase related 3
Exons: 6
Coding region: 82-2388 (768 amino acids)
Biological process (GO): signal transduction; phospholipid metabolic process; phospholipid dephosphorylation
Molecular function (GO): phosphatidate phosphatase activity
Source: RefSeq, a predicted model, not a curated record
CAGCCAGGGCUCAGCUUGCGCUUCCCCUCCUCCAGCGCGCCUUUGUCCCCUACAACCACGGCCUGUGGAGCCCGCGGCACCAUGAUCGCGACCAAGGAGAAGAAUAAAAGCCCGAAGGACAGCAUGACGCUUCUUCCUUGCUUCUACUUCGUGGAGCUCCCCAUAGUGGCAUCGUCCAUCGUGUCCCUCUACUUCCUGGAGCUGACAGACCUCUUCAAGCCGGCCAAGGUGGGUUUCCAGUGCUAUGAUCGCGCGCUCUCCAUGCCCUACGUGGGGACCAACGAGGAGCUCAUCCCUCUGCUCAUGCUCCUCAGCUUGGCCUUCGCUGCCCCUGCGGCCUCGAUCAUGGUCGGCGAGGGCCUGCUCUACUGUGCGCAGUCCCGGCUGUGGGGCCGCGGCGGGGGCCCGGGCGAGGCCGAGGGCAGCAUCAGCGCGGGGGGCUGCAGCUUCAACUCCUUCCUGCGGCGCACCGUGCGCUUCGUGGGUGUCCACGUGUUCGGCCUGUGCGCCACCGCCCUGGUGACCGACGUCAUCCAGCUGGCCACGGGCUACCACGCGCCCUUCUUCCUGACCGUCUGCAAGCCUAACUACACGCUGCUGGGCACGUCGUGCGAGGCCAACCCCUACAUCACGCAGGACAUCUGCGCUGGCCACGACACCCACGCCAUCCUGUCCGCGCGGAAGACCUUCCCGUCGCAGCACGCCACGCUGUCCGCCUUCGCUGCCGUCUACGUGUCGGUGAGUCCCGGCCCGCCCCCGGCCCGCCCCCGGCCCGCGCUCUGCCCCGCCCCCCCGGGGGGGGGGCGAGCUCUAACCCGCCCCGCCCCGCCCCGCCCCCAGAUGUACUUCAACUCGGUCAUCUCCGACACCACGAAGCUGCUCAAGCCCAUCCUGGUGUUCGCCUUCGCCAUCGCAGCGGGCGUCUGCGGCCUCACCCAGAUUACGCAGUACCGCAGCCACCCGGUGGACGUCUACGCGGGCUUCCUCAUCGGGGCUGGCAUCGCCGCCUACCUGGCCUGCCACGCUGUGGGCAACUUUCAGGCCCCAACUACAGAGAAGCCGACGGCGCUGGCCCCGGCCAAGGACGCGCUGCGGGCACUGACCCAGCGGGGCCAUGACUCCGUGUACCAGCAGAACAAGUCCGUGAGCACGGACGAGCUGGGCCCACCGGGGCGGCUGGAAGGCGGGCCCCGGCCGGUAGCCAGAGAGAAGACCUCCCUGGGCAGCCUGAAGCGGGCCAGUGUGGACGUGGACUUGCUGGCCCCACGCAGCCCCAUGGGCAAGGAGAACAUGGUCACUUUCAGCCACACGCUGCCCCGUGUCAGCACACCCUCGCUGGAUGACCCUGCUCGCCGCCACAUGACCAUCCACGUGCCCCUCGACGCCUCCCGCUCCAAGCAGCUCAUCAGCGAGUGGAAGCAGAAGUCGCUGGAGGGCCGAGGCCUGGGGCUGCCGGACGAGGCCAGCCCUGGCCACCUACGGGCACCGACAGAGCCCAUGGCGGAGGAGGAGGAAGAGGAGGAGGAGGAGGAAGAAGAGGAAGAGGAGGAGGAGGAAGAGGAGGAGGGCGAGGAAGGGGGUCGGGCCCCACCCUCACUCUACCCCACCGUCCAGGCCCGGCCAGGGCUCGGGCCCCGGGUCAUUCUACCCCCACGCUCCGGGCCGCAGCCGCUGGUGCACAUCCCUGAGGAGGGGGCGCAGGCGGCCACGGGCCUGUCUCCCAAGAGCAGCGCGACCGUGCGGGCCAAGUGGCUCAUGAUGGCAGAGAAGAGUGGGGCGGCGGCCGCAGCCUCCGCACAGCCCCGCGUGGCCAACCCACCGCGGCUGCUGCAGGUGAUCGCCAUGUCCAAGGCGCCGGGCGGGCCCGGCCCCAAGGUGGCGGAGACCGCCUCGUCCUCCAGCGCCAGCUCCGACUCCUCGCAGUACCGCUCGCCAUCGGACCGCGACUCGGCCAGCACUGUCACCAUCGACGCGCAUGCGCCCCACCACCCUGUGGUCCAUCUGUCCGCGGGGAACGGGCCCUGGGAAUGGAAGACGGCGGGCAGCACAGCCAAGGGCGUGGAGGGCGAGGGCGGCUACGAGCUGGGGGACCUGGCUCGCAGCUUCCGCAUGGGGCCCAAGCCGCCAGGGGUGUCCCCCGGCUCGUCCGUCAGUGACGUGGACCAAGAGGAGCCGCGGUUCGGGGCAGUGGCCACGGUGAACCUGGCCACUGGCGAGGGGCUGCCCCCGCUGGGCACGGCUGACGGCGCGCUGGGCCCCGCCAGCCGCGAGUCCACGCUGAGGCGCAAGGCCGGCGGCCUGGUGCUGGGCGAGCGCGAGACCGCGGGCGAGGCGGAGGCCGAGAGCUACUACCGCAAGAUGCACGUGGCCCGGAGGUUCAAGGACUGAUGGGGGCUGGGAUG